AUGAAUAAGAAAGUGUGUGAAAGCUUUCAGAGUGUAUGGGAUGAUUUUCCCGAUAAAUUGACCAAUAGUAAUGAAUAUCAUGAAUUUAAUGAUAGUAGUUUUUUAAAUGGUUAUUGUUUUAAAGAUAAAUGUGGUCGUGGUCACCCUCUCGACAAAAUUAAUGCUGGAUGUUUAUUUUUGUUUAAUAAAUUCUUUGGGAGUUCUGGUGUGUUUAAUAAUAAUGCAAAAAGUAAUAUCAAUGCUGUUGAAUACAUUAUCAUAUGGUUAAGUCAUAUGUUAAACCUAAAGGAUAAAGAAGGAAACAUUCUAAAAAAUUUUUAUGAUAUAUAUAUAAAAAACCAAGAAAAGUAUAAAAAUACUAUAGAUGGUGUUGAUGGUUGUAAAAAUUAUAAUGAUCUUAUAUAUACAAAAAAUGAAUUGAUGAAUAUUACUAAUGAAAAAUUGUCUAAAUUGUAUGGUCCAUUUAAAUCAUUAUGUAACAUGUAUAAUGAAUUUAACGAAACGAAACCAAAUUGUGAUAAAUGUUUAGAAAAUGCUAAAGAAUUUGUUAAAAAAUAUAAUGAAUUUAAUGAAGGUCCUAAUAAUAUUGAUAACAUUUCUUAUAGACAAGUAUUGUGUACUUUAUCAAAUGAUUAUGAUAAUUUUAAAAAGAAAUAUAGUGAUGUUAAAUGUUCCAAUUUAUCCUUCCCAGCGAUAGAAAAACCAAAAAAUUGUGUACAAAGUUUUGAACAAACUUCUCAACUAAUUUCUACACAAACUUCUGAAGAUGCACCAUCAAGUUCAUCGAUAGGAAACAAAUUAUUUAUAGUUUUGUCAAUAUUUGGUGCAAUAGCAUUUUUUUUAGGAAUUUCUUAUAAGUAUUCGCUAUUUGGAUUUCGGAAACGAGUUCAAAAACAAUAUUUAAGAGAAAAAAUAAAAAAUAUAAAGAAGAGAAUGAAUCAUUAA
Molecule: messenger RNA, 945 nt
Organism: Plasmodium yoelii
Lineage: Eukaryota; Apicomplexa; Aconoidasida; Haemosporida; Plasmodiidae
Exons: 3
Coding region: 1-945 (314 amino acids)
Source: RefSeq, a predicted model, not a curated record